Rangifer tarandus platyrhynchus (Svalbard reindeer) is the source of this 456-nucleotide messenger RNA. Lineage: Eukaryota; Metazoa; Chordata; Mammalia; Artiodactyla; Cervidae. The record is from the annotation of a GenBank genome assembly.
AUGAGAAUCAGCUCUGUAAUUUGCAAAUGGCUGCUCAGGCGAUGGCCCUGCCACUGCGGGGGAGCAGCCCAGGGUCACACAAGAAGUGUGCUGCCAGCAGAGUCCUCCCACCCACCUCCUCCGUCUCUCGCUCCCGUCUCACUUAGGCAGAGGUCAGCUGGAAUGAGAGGAGGCCAGUUUGGCUUUGAUGACCCAGCUGAGAAGGAAAUUCAGACACUGUUCAGGAAUGCCUGCCCCCCAGGCCGUGGUCCCAGCAACCAAGACAGAGAGACAUGGAUAGUGUCAGUGAUUCGGGGGCUGGGUGCAUCUUUGUGUCAGAGGCCAGGAACGCUUGGAUCUGAUCCCAGGUUCGGAAGAGCCUCCAGUCCAGACCUAGCACGGCUGAACACCCCCCCCCCCCCCCGCCACCACACACACACUACCCUGCUGGAGAACCCCAAGGGUGAGGUGGAAUAG